AUGACUCCCAGAGCAAUCAUUGCGCCCUCGGUGCUGAGCGCCGACUUUGCCAGCUUUGGCCACUCGUGCGCUCGCACCAUGGAGCAGGGCGCCGACUGGCUUCACGUCGACAUCAUGGAUGGCCAUUUCGUUCCCAACAUGACUUUUGGCGCGCCCGUCGUCGCCAAGAUUCGCGGCUUCGUCGAUCGGCCGACCGAGAACCACGGCCGCGGCACCUUUGACUGCCACAUGAUGAUUUCCGAGCCCAAGAAAUGGGUCAAGACCUUCAAGGACGUCGGCUGCGACCUAUACUGCUUCCACUACGAAGCCGCCUUCUCCACCGACGCCACAGACCCUGAGCACACCUCGGAGGGCAAGACGAACCCCGGCGAUCUCAUCCGCUAUAUCCACGACCAUGGCAUGCUCGCCGGCAUCGCCAUCAAGCCCGAAACCUCUGUCGAUGUGCUGUGGGAGUUCCUCGAGAGCGCCGAUCCCAAGGAUCACCCUGAUAUGGUCCUCGUCAUGACAGUCAACCCCGGCUUUGGCGGCCAAAAGUUCAUGGCCUCGGAGCUCCCCAAGGUGCAGGCCCUGCGCCAACGGUAUCCCGACCUCAACAUCGAGGUCGACGGCGGCCUCGGACCCGGCACCGUCGACCAGGCCGCCGAGGCCGGCGCCAACGUCAUUGUCGCCGGCAGCGCCGUCUUUGGCGCCAAGGACCCGGCCGAUAUGAUUGCCCUGUUACGCAAAGCUGUCCAGGAGAGAGGCGGCAAGCUCUAG
Molecule: messenger RNA, 756 nt
Organism: Akanthomyces muscarius
Lineage: Eukaryota; Fungi; Ascomycota; Sordariomycetes; Hypocreales; Cordycipitaceae
Exons: 4
Coding region: 1-756 (251 amino acids)
Biological process (GO): pentose-phosphate shunt, non-oxidative branch; pentose-phosphate shunt; carbohydrate metabolic process
Cellular component (GO): cytosol
Molecular function (GO): D-ribulose-phosphate 3-epimerase activity; metal ion binding
Source: RefSeq, a predicted model, not a curated record